Molecule: messenger RNA, 306 nt
Organism: Iphiclides podalirius (scarce swallowtail)
Lineage: Eukaryota; Metazoa; Arthropoda; Insecta; Lepidoptera; Papilionidae
Source: the annotation of a GenBank genome assembly
AUGUUCAAACAGAUCAUCUUCGCUGCCCUCAUCGCUGUGGUGGUUGGCAAGCCUGGCAUCCACUCCGUAGCUUACCCUGCGGCACCAGUAGUUGCUGCGGCCUACACUGCCCCGGUAGCGGCAGCAUACACUGCACCAGUAGUAGCAGCAUACACUGCACCAGUAGCUGCUGCGUACUCUGCACCCGUAGCAGCAGCUUACACUGCAGCGUACACUGCGCCCGUAGCUGCAGCUUACGCCGCCCCCGUCGCCUACAGCUCACCACUUGUAGCUGCCGCUUACAAAGCGCCUAUUGCCUUUGUAAAA